Emericellopsis atlantica is the source of this 1094-nucleotide messenger RNA. Its product is annotated as DHBP synthase RibB-like alpha/beta domain-containing protein. Gene Ontology annotation, molecular function: 3,4-dihydroxy-2-butanone-4-phosphate synthase activity. The transcript has a single exon. The record is from RefSeq and is a predicted model, not a curated record. Gene Ontology annotation, cellular component: mitochondrial intermembrane space; cytosol. Gene Ontology annotation, biological process: aerobic respiration; riboflavin biosynthetic process. The coding region runs from base 104 to 805 and encodes 233 amino acids. NCBI's taxonomy places the organism in Eukaryota, Fungi, Ascomycota, Sordariomycetes, Hypocreales, Bionectriaceae.
CCCCGACUGCCCCUCCAACAACUCGAUCACCACCGCGGGGUUUCCCACCACCAUCCAAUCCAUCUCCAAAAAGUGAACCGUCGCACUGCAGCAGAAAACAACCAUGCCUUCCGACACGAUACCCCUCAGUCAAUUCGACGACAUCCCCUCCUGCAUCGAGUCCUUUGCGGCCGGCCAGUUCCUCGUCGUCCUCGACGACCCCUCGCGCGAGAACGAAGCCGACCUGAUCAUCGCCGCCCAGGACGUCACGACCGAGCAGAUGGGCUUCAUGGUGCGCCACUCGUCCGGCCUCAUCUGCGCGCCCAUCACCGCCGCGCGCACCGAGCGCCUGCAGCUCCCCCAGAUGGUCGCCCUCGCCCAGUCCCAGGACCCCAAGGGCACCGCCUACACCGUCAGCGUCGACGCCGCCGACGAGAGCGUCACCACGGGCAUCAGCGCCCACGACAGGGCCAUCGUGUGCCGCGUGCUGGCCGACGACAACUCCACGCCCUCGGAUCUCAGACGGCCGGGCCACGUCUUCCCUCUCCUCGCAAAGGCCGGCGGCAUCAGGGCGCGGAGGGGCCACACCGAGGCGGCCACGGAGUUCUGUCGGUUGGCGGGCAAGGCCGAGGCCGGUGUCAUAUGCGAGCUCGUGAGCGAUGGCGAGCCGGUUCCCGGGCGGGCGGAGCACACUGGGCCCGGGAUGCUACGUGGUGAGGAGUGCGUGGCCUUUGCCCGGAAAUGGGGCUUGAAGGUGUGCACGAUUGCCGACCUCGUCGACCACGUUGAGAAGACGGAGGGGAAAUUGCAAAUAAAUGGCCAGUAGAGGCAAAUAAAGACCACGAUCAACUGACAGGAUACCACUGUUUUGUAUAGGAAAGCCGGGUUUGGUUUAUAGAAAGGAUAUUUAUCACGAUACCUCUACUCACCAUUCAUAGAUUCGUACGCCACCACAUCUACCUGGACACUGAGCCACUGAUAAAAAUCUACAUGCGUGUGUAUCCGGCUUAGCCUUAUUCCCCCAAACUUUCCUUCCAAUGGCUGUCUUGCUCAUUUACGUCGUCUCUUUCGAGUGACUCUGCGGCGACUGUGUGCAGCCGGAGCCGCCAUACAGA